AUGCGUUUUUCGUCCAUUGCUAUCUUGAGUCUGGCUUCUGUCGCCGUCGCCGAUCUCAAAACCUGGAACGAUGUGGUGGGCGACAUGCCCCAGUGUAUCAAGACUUGUCUCAGCAACUUCUACAACACCGCCGGUCUCAAGGACAAGUGCGGAAGCGCCGACAAAGCCACUGUUGACUGUCUCUGUGGUGUGAAGGGUUCAUUUGCGGAUCUCCAGGAUGAUGCCUCUGAGCUGAGCACAUGUAUCCAAGAUGGUUGCGACACCAAUGAAAUCGCGGACGCUGCUACCAAGCUCGGGGACUUCCAGGAUCGGUUUGAGAGUCUUCAGGAUCAAUGCUCCGCAAAAGGAUCCUCUAACGGUGCUAGCUCAGUGGUCCCGGGAUUUAAUGCAAUGCUCGCCUCUGGGGCUCUGCUUCUGGUGGGCGUUGCCCUUUGA
Messenger RNA from Penicillium expansum, 435 nucleotides. RefSeq lists its product as uncharacterized. The record is from RefSeq and is a predicted model, not a curated record. Lineage: Eukaryota; Fungi; Ascomycota; Eurotiomycetes; Eurotiales; Aspergillaceae. The coding region runs from base 1 to 435 and encodes 144 amino acids. The transcript is spliced from 2 exons.